Emys orbicularis (European pond turtle) is the source of this 783-nucleotide messenger RNA. Its product is annotated as olfactory receptor 10J1-like. Gene Ontology annotation, biological process: detection of chemical stimulus involved in sensory perception of smell; G protein-coupled receptor signaling pathway. The transcript has 3 exons. Gene Ontology annotation, cellular component: plasma membrane. The coding region runs from base 1 to 783 and encodes 260 amino acids. NCBI's taxonomy places the organism in Eukaryota, Metazoa, Chordata, Testudines, Emydidae. The record is from RefSeq and is a predicted model, not a curated record. Gene Ontology annotation, molecular function: G protein-coupled receptor activity; olfactory receptor activity.
AUGGCCGGGAACCUCCUCAUCGUUGUGCUAGUUGUGGUUGAUCAGCACCUGCACACCCCCAUGUACUUCUUCCUGUGGAACUUGUCUUGCUUUGAGACCUGCUACACCUCCACCAUCCUGCCCAGCAUGCUGGCCAGUCUCCUGACUGGGGACAGAACCAUUUCUGUUGGUGGCUUUAAACAAAUAAUAAAUCUCUACUACAAUGACAUCUACCAGGUGGAGCUUGUAAUUACCAUUGUGGCUACUUUAUUGACCCUGCCCCCAUUUACUUUAACUGUGACGUCCUACGUUUGUAUCAUCUGCACCAUCCUGCGCAUCCUUUCCACCACCGGGAGGCGAAAAGCCUUUUCCACCUGCUCCUCUCACCUCAUUGUAGUGAUGAUUUUCUAUGGGACCUUGAGCAUUGUGUAUCUGCUACCAAAAACCAAGACACUCAGAGAACUCAGCAAAAUGUUCUCUCUCUUCUACACAGUUCUGACUCCCAUGGCCAAUCCCUUCAUAUACAGCCUGAGAAACAAAGAGUUUUUUCUUUUUAACGAGAUGUUGUACAUCACGGUCCCCGUGGUCUUCCUUGCCACCCCCUUCACCCUCAUCCUCACCUCCUACACCCGCAUCAUCACCACCAUCACCAGCCACAUGCCAGAGAAUGCCAAGUUGCUGUCCCUCUUCUAUACUAUGGUCACCUCCAUGCUGAACCCCAUCAUCUACAGUCUGAGGAACGAGGAAGUGAAGGGGGCACUGGGGAGGAGAGUGGCCGGGAAGAGGUUGUCCCCAUUACAUUAA